AUGUCCUCGGCAGCAACUGCCGCUGCUGCUUUGGACGAGCCUGUCCCAAUCUGCGUCAACGGGGACAACAGUGACACCGACGACGACGACGACAACACCAGCAGUGCUUCGCGGCCACGAUACAACCUGCGGUCCAGGCGGCGGUCUGCUGCCCAGCUCGCCAUCGCAGCGACACCGGCACUCACGCACGACGACGACGACGACGACAGUGCACCGGUAUUCUCUGCUCAACAACAGCAGCAGCGACGGAAACAGCAGCGCCAUUCUAGCGUCGACCAUUAUACGAGCCAGUCUGGAGAGCUGUCGUCGGGAGUUGCGGCUGAUCUUCUCGUUGUUCCUUCUGGGGGAGCCUCGUCGUACUGGGAUGUGACAGCCAUGGCCCCGCUCAGUCCCGUCUCGGCGGCCGCCAUCGCGCGCCUCCGCGCCUACAGGCCGCCUCCGUUCCCCACGUGGGACCGUCUCCCCGUGAGCCGCCGCGCCGCCGUGCUCGUCCUGCUCUACGCCGACCGCAGGGGCGACCUCAGGGUCGUCAUCACCAUGCGGGCUGCGAGCCUGCGGAGUUCUCUGGAAACUGGAUACCAAAUAGCACGCCGCGAGGCAUGGGAGGAGAUUGGCUUGCCUCUAGACGAGGCCAAGCUCCCCAAGCCAUUCCGGAUAGAAGCCCUGUGCGACUUGCCCUGCAGCUUGGCUCGCACCGAGAUCGCCGUCCGCCCCUGCGUCGCCUUCCUGCACGCCGACGACAUCCCUCCCGAUGCCCAACUCACAGGCAACAACAACACUUCAUCCCAGCAACAGCAGAGCACCAACCUCGUCGAAGAAGCCAUGAUGCCGCGCCUCGACGCCAAGGAAGUCGCCGCCGUCUUCUCGGCGCCGCUGCACAACUUCCUCCUCGCGCAGGACCGCGACCCGCUCGCCGGCGAGAAGCCCUUGCCGAGCGGGCACUGGUACGACGGCCGCUGGACCCGCUGGCACGGCAAGCCGUGGCGCGUGCACAACUUCCACGUCCCCGUCAACGACCAGCGCGUGGUGCGCCCCAAGGUGCGUGAGUCGGGCCAGGCCGCGCUCGCGGACCGCCUGGAUGAUUACAAUGGCAGCGGCAGCGGCGGCGGCGAGGACAGCACCGAGGAGCUGCUCGACGACCAGAGGUUCCUGGUCUGGGGCAUGACCGGCCGGAUCAUUGUCGACGUCGCGCGCGUGGCGUACGGCGUCGAGCCCCAGUUUGAGCACAAUGAGCAUUACGGCGACGAGGAAAUCAUCAGCAGGCUCGAGGCUGCAGGGCUGCUGGGCGAGAAGAAGAGGAACGAGGUCGGGCAGGAGGCGAUCAAGGAGGUUGUCAAGGAUGAGAAGAUGUGA
Molecule: messenger RNA, 1353 nt
Organism: Microdochium trichocladiopsis
Lineage: Eukaryota; Fungi; Ascomycota; Sordariomycetes; Xylariales; Microdochiaceae
Exons: 4
Coding region: 1-1353 (450 amino acids)
Biological process (GO): coenzyme A catabolic process
Molecular function (GO): acetyl-CoA hydrolase activity; coenzyme A diphosphatase activity
Source: RefSeq, a predicted model, not a curated record